UCCAGCUUCUUCCAGGCGAAAACUCUCGCGGCCGUUGCUAGUUAGCUAGCCACAUCGGCUAAAAUAAAAACAUCGAUCUGGUUUCGUUUUAAGUGAUUAAAAAAAGUUUAUUUUUUGUAUAAAAGCGGAGAGUUUUAUCACUCGGAUAUAACGAGGUGAAAAACAGAAGAAGAGAAAAGAGACAAAAGAAAAUCGGGGGCGGAUCAGAAAUCAAACAUGUCCUCCUCUUCCUCCUCGCAGGCAUCUUCCAGGCGGCAGUGGUGUUAUCUAUGCGACUUGCCCAAAAUGCCCUGGGCCAUGAUCUGGGAUUUUAGCGAAGCUGUGUGUCGCGGGUGUGUGAAUUAUGAAGGUGCAGACAGGAUAGAAAUGCUGAUAGACACGGCGCGGCAGCUGAAGCGCACGCAUGUGAUGCAGGACGGAAGGUCUCCAGGUCCACAGCCGGGUAGUAAACACGGCCCUGGGGCGAAAGAUGGCGCUCUGGACGGGGGCAGAAAUACUGCUGAGCGGUUUGAGAGGAGCAGAGGAGAGUUUGUCCCAGCUAGACUACCUAAUGGACUGCCCAGGCUGGAAGAUGGUGUUGUUGCAGAAGUAAGCAGGCAAAGUCCCAACGCGAGGAGAACCAUGGUGGCAGGUGUGCCGCCCAAUUUGAUGCCCCAAGGACUUGUGGGUACGCCGCAUGGCCUUUUAAUCGGUCCCAGAUCCAGCGGUGCAUCCCUGGCCAUAUCUGCGCCGAUGCUGAGCGAGCUGAACAAGAGGCAUGGCGGCGGGUUGUCGUUCAUGAACCCGGACUUUGAGAAGGACCUGAAGGAGAAACAGAGGAACGCGGAGGCGCUGGCCGAACUUUCCGAAAGCGUCCGAAAUCGGGCCGACGAUUGGGCCGGACGUCCCAAAUCUGUGCGUGACACGUUGUUGGCUCUUUCCAGCUGCACGCCAUUUAACGUGCGCUUUAAGAAAGACCACAGCCUUUUGGGGAGGGUGUUUGCAUUCGAUGCCAAGCUUGGCGUAGAUUUUGAGCUCAAAGUGUUUGUUGAGUACCCGUGUGGCUCAAACAACGUUUUCUCGAGCCUGUUGGCGUUAGUGAAGCAGAUGUUCCAGGAUAGCCAAAAAGACUCAGGCAAAGUGAUCAGCUCGGGCUUUAAAUAUGUCGAAUAUGAGAAGCGGCACGGUGCUGGCGAUUGGCAUCUUCUUUCAGAGCUUCUCAGUGAUGCUGUCCGGGCGUUUAAAGAACCACCGACCCCUGAUUCACUCCCUCAACCUUUUUUGGAUGCUGCUUAUGCAAUGUUACCCACGGCACUCUGCCAUCUCGGACGUCCUGUCCCGGCUCGGAUGCGGCGCCGAAAGGCUUCUCCAGAUCCCGAAGCAGCUGAGAGGAUGACAUCAGAGGAGCAAAUACGCCAGCACUGGUAUCCUAACGUGAGCCCACACAUUCCGACCAGUUCUUUGGCCAGCGCUAUGCCUGGCCAUCCUCCAAAUCUCCAGGAGGUGGUCCCUGUUUCCCAUGGCAGUGACCCUUCACCGAUCACCGCACUCAUGAACGUUGCAGACAAUGUUGGUGCCAUCAGCCAAUCGCCGAAAGACGUGCCAGGAAGCAGUGGUGCUCACGCUUCCAGUGCUAGCCCUUCUUCAUCUGGGCAAAGGCGACUGGCAUCACGUAACGGGGAGAAUGGAUCUGGAACAGCCACAGUUGCCACGGCAAUGCCCCCUGUUGCAGCGACAGACCAGGGUUCAGAAAUUUCUGGAGCAUCUGGAGCUCCACUUUGUUGCACCAUUUGCCAUGAACGGCUCGAGGAUACACACUUUGUCCAGUGCCCUUCGGUACUCGUGCACAAGUUCUGCUUCCCUUGUACCAGAGAUUUCAUCCGAAAUCAGGGCUCAGGAAGUGAGGUAUACUGCCCAAGUGGUGAUAAAUGCCCAUUGGUGGGCUCUAAUGUGCCCUGGGCAUUCAUGCAGGGAGAGAUUUCCACCAUCUUGGCUGGAGAUGUUAAAGUCAAGAAGGAGAGAGACCCUUAAACUGAACACGACUGUGUUGCAGUUCCUGAACCCCAAAGACGAUAACGGCACAGCACUGAAGAGAUGACUGUUCACUUGCGCAUGUCCUCUUCCUCCAUUUAGCUCGUCCCUCUGUACACGAUGAAGAAUCCAUCCAUUCAUCCGUGUGUCCUCGUCAGUGUUUGAUGGAGACCAUUUUCUUUGUCUCUGUAUUUUUUUCUUUCCUAGUACUCUAACCACCACUUUUCCAUCUACUAUCUUUUACUUUUACUCUAUUUGUUCAUCUUUCAAACUUUUAUCACCCCUUUUCUAUCUCUCUUUCUCUCUGUCUCUCUCUCUUUCUCUCCUGUUUUUCUUAAUUAAUUUCAGUUCAGUUUAUUUCAAUAUGUUUAGCGCUUUUUUUCUUUUUUAUAAAGACAGUCAUUUUCCUUUUUACUCUUGUUCCAUCACUUUUUUUCAUUCCUCAAUUAAUGCCUUUUAAUGGACAAUCAGUUAGAUUUGGGUCGCUUUUUUUACCCCAACAAUAUAUAAUAGUGCUUUACUGCAGAGCUAAAUCAGUUUAUUUUGGAUUUUAAAAUCCCUUUUUUUUAUAAAAACACUUUUGUUUAGCAUUAGCUGAAUGUGUGUCCUAAAAAUACAUAAGCAAAAGGUUUAUCUACCGAAUUCUUUCUUUCAAAUAUAAUUGAUCAGCUAAGACUACCUUCAGAUCCAACAACUAAGUAAACUUCCCCAAAACUCUGUUAAUCCAGGCUGGAAUAUAGCCUCAAUGGGACACUAUUCUAUGACAGUUUUUCUUUGAAAAUUUCUUGGUUGAUUGACUACAUUUGGCAAAAGGAUUUGCUUUCGAUUCAUCUUUCGCCCAACUGUUUCUUUAACAGCCACAACAGCACUAAAGUAGGCAUGUGCCAAUGAUUAAUAUGCAUAUUGCAAUAAUUGGACAGUCUUUUUUUUUGUUUUGUUUUGUACAAUAUUAUAAAAACAUUAUAUUCUGUAACUAAGCAACUGCCCCAUCUGCCAAACUUGUCUGUAUUAUCUGCUAUUAAAAAAAAACAAACGUAGUCUUACAUAAGGUAUACAACCUUCCGUCUGAUAGUAUAGAUUUUAUUUUAAAAAAGCCACCUAUCUAGGUAUACUUUUUUCAAUUUGGGUAAAAAGCCUUGAAAGUGUUCAUAAUAACAACAUUGUCAAAUAUUGCAAUAUAUCAUAUCACAGUCAAUGUUUAUUAAUAAAGCAUUGAUAAUUGGCACAUGCUUACAGUGUUGUUACGUUUUGUAUUUUGAUAUAUAAUAUAACACAUAUACACAGAACAUCCAUAACAUUAUGACCAUUGACAACUGAAAGGUGAAGUGAAUAACAUCAAUUAUCUUGUUACAAUGACACCUGAAAAUGGAUGGAAAUAUUAAACAUUUUGUUCCUGAAGUUGAUGUGUGAAAGCAGUAAAAAGGGCAAGUUUAAGGAUUUGAGCAACGUUGACAACGGUUUAAAAAUGGUUAAAAAGUUUAGGGUACUGACUUGGCAUCGAUUGUCCAGUCUGGUACUUGGAAUCCCCACCUCACAACGUACAGGACUUAAGGGGUCUGAUACUGACAUCUUAGUGUCACCACCUCCAGGGAUCUAGUGGAGUCCAUGCUUCGACAGGUCAGGAAAUUCUUCAAUAUUAGCUAGGCGGUCAUAAUGUUAUGGCUUAUUGGUGUGUGUGUGUAUAUAUAAAUAAUUUGAUGCAUUAUGCAUGUAUAGUAGAAAUAUUUAUAUUUUAUACAGUAUAGAUUGUAUGAACAUUUGCUGUUAAUGGUUAUUAGAUGUGCAAUUUCUAUAGAUUUGAUACCACAAACAAAACCAAAGAUAGAUGUGCUAAAAAUUCUUAUAUAUUAAAUGUUGUUACAUAUAUAUAUAUAUAUAUAUAUAUAUAUAUAUAUAACUUUGUAUAUAGAAAACAAGGCAGCAUAAAAAUUGCUUUUGGUUAAAUACCAGCGCAGUAGGUGGGGAAUAGUUCACGUAAUUAUAUUUAAUCAUGAACACGGAUGUUGUUCUUGUUAAAGUGUUAGCCGAUCAGUAUAUUUUGUAUUCUAACACUGUUGAGUUGAAGAUAUUCUGUUUUUUGUUUUGCUUUUCUACAAUUGUCAUUACAGACUUGAUAUAUUUCCAUGUAUGAUUUUUUUUCUUUCUUUCUUUUUUCUUUUUUUUUAUUAGUACUCUUUUCCUUUUACUGAUAUGUUCUGAUAUGUGUAGUCCUCACGUCUUCAGUUCUGCUUUAUGAAUAGAAAAUGUAUCUCUGGAGAAAUGUGUGCGUGAACAGAAGCACUGUUUUUGUUUAAUCAGCUCUUGGAUUGUAUUUAAAUUUAAAGAUGACCUGCUUUUCACUUACAAUAUUUCACACACAUUUGCUUUGUACAAUCACUUAAAAACUUUUCUUGAGGGAAAAUUAAAAAGCGUUUUUUUAUUAAAUACAUCCC
Molecule: messenger RNA, 4442 nt
Organism: Clarias gariepinus (North African catfish)
Lineage: Eukaryota; Metazoa; Chordata; Actinopteri; Siluriformes; Clariidae
Gene: irf2bp1
Product: interferon regulatory factor 2 binding protein 1
Exons: 2
Coding region: 217-2010 (597 amino acids)
Biological process (GO): regulation of transcription by RNA polymerase II
Cellular component (GO): nucleus
Molecular function (GO): transcription corepressor activity
Source: RefSeq, a predicted model, not a curated record